AUGAUCAAAAGACCCUCUAAAAACGACAACGAGAAUGAGAUAUUGCGAAUGCAGCAGGAGUUUUACGCAGAGCAAAAUCGCGACACUAAUUUCCAACCAGCCGCCAAGGUAGUCCGUGUGCAACGCGAUGGUAACGAAGAAAAGCCGGCCGGCAUAGCUCGACAAUCGGAAUUUGCUAAACGAAGAGCUCUACGGGUUGAAGCUCAAACAGCACCACCGCCAGAGCAGAUGGAAAAAAUCACCCCUGAAGUGCUAAGCGACGAAUGUGAAUCACCUGCAACCGAAGAACCGCCGAGAGAGUCGUUGGUCAUGGGGGAAGUCAUUGAACGACGGCCGGAAAACACGUUUCUCGAAAGCGCAGCCAUGCUGGAUGGCUCAUUUCCGAAAACGAUGCACAUAACGGCGUACCCAUCGCAAGAACAGGCAGAUGUCUCCGGCUCAGGCAAAGGCACUAGGAAAAGUCUCUUCGCGCAAAUGGUUGCAAAGGGAAAGGUACACGGCAAGGCGCCGGAACAAACAAAACAUGAGAGUAAAAUCAGCUUCGAAGAACCGGCAGGCAGCGCUCUGCUCGAAGGAUGGGAUGCCACGGAAAUACACAAUGAAAACAUGCGAAAGCUAAAUCAGAUGUCUGUCGAUGAGAUAUGUAAAGAGCGAGAUAAUCUCUUGAACACGCUCGAUCCGAAGCUUGUCGAAUUUCUCAAAUCCAGAAAGAAGGCAGACACCAAAACGGAAGUGACUAGCCAAAAUCAAUCGGUAAAAAAUGAUCGAUUUCCGUCCACGAGUGCGCUUCGGGUAGGCAUGGACGUGUUGCGUGAGAAAGGAUCCGAGCAGUGGAUCAAUUUCGAUGUAUUGGAACCGGAAAAGCUCGAAUGGACAAAAGACAUCGAGCGUAGCGUAGAAAAGCUGAAACCUGGUGAAACCUACGAAGCUCGGUUCGAUUGGAAGGGAGUUUUGCAACCGUACACGACGGAAACGAUCGCUCAACCGGCAGAUGAUCGCGAACUGUACCUUCACGGAGAGGACGCACAACGUCCCGGGUAUACUCUGCAGGAAUUGUUUCGUUUGGCUCGCUCGAAUGUGUUGCAGCAGCGAAUUUCCGCACUGGCGGCCAUCGCCGGCAUGCUUAACAUCAUGAACCAGGGCUUCUACGAUGGCGUCGUCGAGCUUCCCAUCUCGAAGGUGUUCUUUUUCCUUCGCUUCGCGCUGGACGAAAACACACCCUCGGUCGUGGAGGUGGCCUCACGAGCUCUGGCAAGUCUGUUUUACAACGACACCGAUGAGAUUCUGCUCGACACAAUUUUUGAUUCUGAGUACGGCAUGGUCCAGCCGGAACUGGCUCUCGACAUCACCCACAGCCACGAGGAGGAACAACGCCAGCGAGAAUCACAAAUGCAAGCCGGCUUCGAUGCUAUGAAUCUAGCAGGAUCAUCGACCUCUCGGGCAACGACCCGUCAACCGGCCAAGCCACGAUUCAAGGCUAACCUGCCCGACCCGGACGAUCCAGACGAUGUGCACAAUCGCGAGACGAUGAACGAUUUCCAUCUGGCCGAAACGGACCUCGUCGAGUGUUUGCUCCGGACGAACAUCCUCGAGCGCAUCCGGUACAUUCUGUUCGCGAUGAAACCGGAAGGGGCCACGGUGAUUAACUGCACGAAAAUUUUGAUCCGGUUAGCGCGUACCAGCGAACGAAUCGCGCUUAAAAUCGCCACCAACGAGCCACUGAUCGGGGCGCUGGUGAAAAGCUAUCUAACAUUGAUCGACAGCAGCGUCGAGCAUCAACCGCAACACGUGGUGCUGAAACUGGUGCGUGUUUUAUGCGGGUAUAGGGGGAACUUUUACGAGCAGCAUCUGCACCGCUUCCACGUGGUCAGUCUGGUGAAGCGGUACGUUUUUUCCCGAAAGGAUAUCAAUGUGGAAAUGAUCCAGAUACAGAUCGAAUCGUUUCGUUUCUUCCGCCUUCUGCUGCAAUACAAGCAUGACGACGUGUUGUACAGCGAUCUUUGGCCUGCCCUAUGCUACCUGCUCGAGUGGCACUACCAGCAUCUCAUUUUCGCCGAGGAUGGCCCAUUUAUCAUCCGCCAGCACGCCGUCGCCUUGUUAGCCCUAAUUGGCCACGGGCUGCAACGGGAUGCAACUGCACCGGGUGGUGCAGCGGCGCAGCUCCAGCACCAGCUUUGUGACAAACUUUUCGCCUGCUUCUCCAAAUGGUUCACUGCGGCCCAACGAGAUGGAGCUAACGAGUUCUCCCAAAAGCUGCUCCUGGCCGGUUGCCUUUGGUCCGCGUCUCGGGCACGCUCCAUCGUCGGUGAAGCGGUCUUUCGCACGUUCCUGGAACGAUACGUCGUGACGUUUGUGCGAUGCGAGCGGUUCAAUGAAAUCAUGCGAAUGUUGAGCUCGUCCUCACUCAUCCUGGCGCCCUUCGAAGAUCGCACACCGUACGCCAUCGCUGCCCUACCGACGCUGGGUGCAGUGCAAUUGCGCAAACACGAAACCGUGCCAACGCUAAUCGUGACCAGAUCAUAUCCCGUGUUCCUGCUACAAGCGCUGCUGCACCUGCUGCUCGUCGAGCUGCAAUCAUCGCCCGGCUGUCCGGUUGUAAUGGUGCUGAAAAAUGAGCUUUUCGGAGGCACCCCACAUCGGCGCUAUCUGGAGGCGCUUUGUGCGCGAGCGAAAAACCCCGGAAAUGUGAGCUGUCUGGGUGGGAAUUGGUUUACACAGACCAUCGAACAGCGGUACCUUCUCGCGGUGCUGCAGCUGCUGGGGCUUGUGGCGGGAGUGGGAAAGAACCGCUGUAAGCAAACCACCGGCGAACCGGUGAAGGAGCUUCCCAGCGAUCCGGACGCUGACGGGGCAAGAACGAUGGCGCUUAAACUGGCCAUCACCAUGACGUUCUCGAUUAGUGAAGCGUUUUACCGCGUGCUGUUGCAGCUGUUUGACGAUAUCAUUUUUGUGGCCGGUUACUACGGAACCGCUGGUUCGGAGCUGGCCGUAACCGAGGCGGAUCUGCAGCGUUGGAAGCUGAACUACAAACUACUCGCGCAAAGGGCCAUCAAAAACGAGGUCAACUUGGAUUCAACCUUCCCGUCGUUGUGUGGUUUUACGGUGACAGAAUGGAAAGCACCUCUGCUAGGACGCAGCUGGCCUUACAGCCCGCUUUACCUGCUGGUGGACAAGCUGGAGAAGGGUUCACCGAAGCUGGAACUACUGAACGAGUCUGCCAUCAUCAGCACCGGUUUGCGGUUCUCGGAGCUCGUCGAAGCCAGUGGCGUCACGGUCGCUAGUGCCACCGAGCGGGUCAUGUACUUGAUGGCCGCUUUUCUCGGUCCCGACUCGAAGUUCCUAGAGCCGGAUCUGUCAGGGUUGAUAGAACGACGUAUCGCCCACGAGCGGAACCUCGCAAGAACGACCCAGACGGUAGUGCGUGACGUUGGGUUUGAUUUCGAGACGACGAAAAUCGAAGGCCGGAAAAGCUACUACGGGUUGUACCAGCUGGCGUUGGAUGUUUUCCAGAGCUCGAGCUACGGCCACAGUGGGUUCGGAAGCCUGUUGAUGGUGCCGCUGGCACAAAAGUACGACGUCCGCUGGCGGAACAUGGUCUGGUCGGAGUACGUGGCCGUGCUGCGGUUCAUCACAUGCAGUGAAGCUGAGCUCUUUGCUGAUCUGAAUGAGUACCUGGAACCCGCAGAAAGCGACACCCUGUUGCUUCGAUCGUAUGGACAGGCGUUGAACUCGAACCUACUUCGACCCGGGUCGAUACCGCAUCGGGUGGCCGCCCACCACCUUCAGGCGCAUCGUUCGAAGACAAACGUCCUGCCGCGGCCCGGAGAGAAGUCGGCGAAGGACGACGUGGUAGAAUAGCGACAAGCUCCUGUCGAUGGAAGGUGGCUAAACGGAAGCAAACAGCGAAAGUAUC
Anopheles nili is the source of this 3913-nucleotide messenger RNA. RefSeq lists its product as uncharacterized. The record is from RefSeq and is a predicted model, not a curated record. Gene Ontology annotation, biological process: transcription by RNA polymerase II. Lineage: Eukaryota; Metazoa; Arthropoda; Insecta; Diptera; Culicidae. Bases 1 to 3858 code for a protein of 1285 amino acids. Gene Ontology annotation, cellular component: nucleus. The transcript is spliced from 7 exons.